Molecule: messenger RNA, 1746 nt
Organism: Corylus avellana
Lineage: Eukaryota; Viridiplantae; Streptophyta; Magnoliopsida; Fagales; Betulaceae
Product: aspartyl protease family protein 1
Biological process (GO): proteolysis
Molecular function (GO): aspartic-type endopeptidase activity
Source: RefSeq, a predicted model, not a curated record
UCAUAGACACACGUACACUCUCUGCAACAACACCUUCUAUUCUGAGCUAUGGCCUGGCCUCCUACUAUUCCUUCUACAUACUACUCUUCCUUCAUAUUUUUCCUUUUUAUGCUGCCUUUCGCUUCUCGGAGCAGUUACGGGUUUGGGUUGCAGCUCAGCUUUGACAUCCACCACCGGUACUCCGACCCGGUCAAGGCAAUUCUGGGCGCCGAGGGGCUCCCGGAGAAAGGGAGUGUAGAAUACUACGUCGCUAUGGCACACCGAGACCGCAUAAUUCGGGGCCGCCACCUCGCCGCCAGCAACAACCAGUCGUCGCCGCUCACUUUCUCUAGUGGAAACAAGACCAGUCUCAUCGCCUCUUUCGGAAAUUUGCAUUAUGCCAUUAUUUUAGUGGGGACACCAAGUUUAUCAUUUUUGGUGGCAUUGGACACUAGCAGUGAUUUGUUCUGGCUACCAUGUGAUUGUAAGGAAGGUGGUUGCAUUCGUAGCUUACUGCUCUCGACUGGACAGCAGGUAUUAUUCAACAUCUACAGCCCUCGUAAUUCAUCAACAAGUGAAAUAGUUUCCUGCAACAGCAAGUUAUGCACACAAAAUCAAUGCCCUUCACCAAGCAGUAAUUGUCCUUAUAAAGUUGACUAUCGUUCUGUUGACACUUCAUCUACUGGGAUAUUGGUGGAGGAUGUUUUGCACUUAAUUACAGAUGAUGAUCAGCUAAAAGCCGUCAACGCUUCGAUUACUUUUGGUUGUGGUCAGAGCCAGACUGGUACUUUGUUGAAGGGUAUUGCACCAAACGGUCUAUUUGGGCUUGGUAUGGGUGAUAUAUCUGUUCCUAGCACCUUAGCAAGAAAUGGGCUAGCUUCGAAUUCUUUUUCCAUGUGUUUUGUACCUGACGGGUUGGGGAGAAUCUCUUUUGGAAAUAAUGGCAGCUUAUACCAAAAGGAAACACCAUUCAAUGUCGAGCAACCACAUCCAACUUAUAACAUCAGCAUCACUCAAAUAGCUGUGGGAAGCAAUUCUUCUGAGCUGGAGCUUAGUGUAAUCUUUGACUCUAGUACUUCGCAUACAAGCCUAACCAACCCAGCUUAUACUUUAAUUUCUGAGAGCUUCAAUUCCCAGGUGCAAAACAAGCGGCAUUCAUCUGAUUCCUCCCAAAUCCCCUUUGAAUACUGCUAUGAAUUAAGUCCAAAUCAAGUCUAUGAAGUUCCUAGUGUGAAUCUGACAAUGAAAGGUGGAGACCAAUAUUUUGUCACUAAUCCAAUAGAAGUUGUCGACACUGAGGGAGGAAAUGUUGUGUAUUGUCUGGGUAUUGUCAAGAGUGAAGAUAUAAGCAUCAUCGGACAAAACUUCAUGACUGGCUAUCGCAUAGUUUUUGAUCGCGAGAAGAUGGUAUUGGGUUGGAAGGAGUCAAACUGUAAUGAUGAUGAGAAAUCGAACACUCUAGCUCCAUCACACUCUCCUUCUGCUUCUCCUACUCUUGUUGUCAAUCCUGAUGCCACCAAAAAUAGUGGAAGCAGUCAUUCACCCAAGUUGAAGUCUUUUGCCUACGCACUCACACUGCUUCUUGUUUCAUUUUUUGCCUUUUUUUGAUCAUGCCUUUUAGUAUUGGUGGGGGCUUUUAUUUGUAAAAACAUCCAUUGUGGACCAGUGUGUGCUUCUAAUAAAGGAAACAGAGUGUUUUAUCUUUCCUUUUCAACUCUGUUUACUGUAUUGUAAAUCUCGCGCAAUAAAUUCCAACACUUUCUUGAA